This is a messenger RNA of Cataglyphis hispanica, 2743 nucleotides long. RefSeq lists its product as uncharacterized. Gene Ontology annotation, biological process: tRNA-type intron splice site recognition and cleavage. Lineage: Eukaryota; Metazoa; Arthropoda; Insecta; Hymenoptera; Formicidae. The record is from RefSeq and is a predicted model, not a curated record. Gene Ontology annotation, cellular component: tRNA-intron endonuclease complex. The transcript is spliced from 5 exons. Bases 175 to 2598 code for a protein of 807 amino acids.
AUUGACAUCGAUUUCGACGUAACGUGUAAUUCACUGACGUAGCCCCUGCUAUUUAAGCCAUUUGGGCACUGUACAUUAUUUUGAAUAAUAUCAAAAGAUCAUUUAAUAUGCGUAUUUUUAACCAUAUUUCAUAUAUUCUACAGUGCUAUUUUCCAUAGAUAUCUAUUUAUUGUCAUGGACGAAACAUGCGAAAAAUUAUUUUGCAAUGUGCUGACGGCAGAAGAACUACUACGCAGCAAGGGUAUUAGAGGUAGCAUAUUGGAAGAAUGGGAAAGAUCUUUGAAAAUUUUGCCCAAGAGUGGAAAGAAACAUUUUGAGCCUAAUAAUUCUUGGCUCCAAAAUGUUCAGAUUGAAAAAGGACUUAAAAAUCGUAGAGACUUAUUAAAUAUUGAAAGAGUUGAACGUAUCUCAGAAUUAGCCAGUGCUGAAUGGAUACCAUCCCAAAAGAAAGCCCUUGUUACUAAAAGAUCUGGUCAGGAAUGGAAUAAUUUUGGCCUGGAAAAAGAUGGAUCCCUAUAUUUAUUACCAGAAGAAACAUUAUUUCUCGUAGAAACAAAUUGUCUUGAACUUAUUUGGAAUGGCGUACCAUGCUCAGUUCAACAAGCAUAUGAGAUCUUGAUUGAUGACUCAGUAUGUACUUUGGAAGAAUAUAGAGUUUAUAGUCAAUUAACACGCUAUGGCUAUCGUAUACAACGUUUUUUUUAUGAGGAGUCAGAAAAAUGCUAUAGAUCAGAUGAGUUUGCUAAACGGAAAAUUAUUGUUGAUCCUGAGAGUGGACUUAGAAUGUCUGACAAUCAGAGUCAAAACACAGAAAAAUUAAAAGAAACUUUAGUAAAAAGUGUAACAAAAAUAUCAAAUAAAUUAUUGGUUAAUGCUAACACAAAGCAUCAAGAAAAUAUUACAGAAGAGCCUGUGGAUCAAAUAGUACAAGAUGUAAUGGUCCAUCUUUUAUCUAACAUAGAAGACCAAAAAAGUGUAAAUAAUUCAGUUACUUUUGAAUUAAUGGAAAAUAAUAUGAUACAAAGCGAUAUAAAUAACGAAGAAAAUAAUCGAAAUUCUAAACCAGAAAUAAUUUCUGAUGAAACUUUGCUAGGCAAUAUCAAAAUUCUUAAAGACACAAUGUGUAAUUCGAAGAAAAUUAUUAAAGUAUCAAAAUGGCCGGGUGCUCGCAUUCAACGUAAUGUUAAGCAAUUGCCUAAGAGGAGUGAUAAAGUAUUAUCUCCUGACAUUUCUGUAAUCGAUUCUAGUUUCACUAAUGAAAGUCCAAAAGUGGAAAAACGAAAGUUCACGCAAAUUGAUGAGUUGUCACAUGUGAAAAAGUCUAAGCAUGAGGUAAUUGAAUUAUCUGACGAUGAGAUCCAGGAAUUACCUCACUGUAUGACAAGAAUAGAAAUGUUGAACUUGUUACCAAAUAUUGCUUUUCAAACGGAUAUUACAGAGAAAAUUCCCAGGCGAUAUAUACCACACAAUAUAAAGCCUCAGAAGAGCAUUUAUCAAUAUAAUCGGACGAAAAUUUUACACAUGCAAGAGAAUGACAAAAGAGCGCGACAGAAUUGCAAAGAUAUUAGGACAAACGCGAGACAAAAUACGUCACAUUUGAGGAGUCCUGUGGCUGUCAAUAAUAGAAACACUUUUUUCCAUAAUCAACAUUCACGAUCGUCUUUGUGUGGUCCAUCACGACCAUUUUAUGCCAUGGACCAAAUACACGGGACAAACAUCGGUUUACCUUACGCGUAUAGAUACCCCUUUAAUUACAGUCCAGAUCUUUAUGUGCAGAAUAGAAUCACGCAGAACGUAUUUCACAAUUUGUUUGUCGCUUUUGGAAAUAAUGGAAACGCCGUUCAGCAAAGCAGAAGUCUGACUAUACAAAUGAAUAAUUUUGCAAUGCCAAUCGCGCACAUGGAAGGAUACCGGAUGAGACAUUUCUUUGCGGAGAAUCAAUUCCGGCAUGGUUUCUAUCAAAAUUUUUCGUGGCAGCAGAGAUUUUGUCAACGAAGAAUGUCAGAGAAUGCGUCGGUGCAUAACAAUACGCAUUCUGUUGCGAGACGAUACGAUGCCAUUAAUAGAAAUAAUCAGGUUGAUCAUGAGGUAAUUAAUCGUCCUUCUUUUACGACUCGUCAUGGAGCUAAUUCAUGGACGGAAUUAAAAAGGAGAUGGUCUGAAGAAAAAACUAUUACAAUCGACGAUGAAGAUUAUAAAAAUAAGAAUGAAAGUGAUGAAGAAUGCAAUGAAGUGCAAGUCGUAAAACUCAUCAAUCCAUUAAUCGGUCCGAGAAAUGUAUCCUCACUGGCGGAGAUUUUCAGUAAACUUGCUAUAAUAAAAUCAGCACCGGAAAGGACUGUUAGAAGGAAAAAAAACAGACACAAGAUAUCAUACAAUGUGUACUCUUGUGCACAUCAUUAUAGAAAAGCGAAUCCUGGUCAACCGUUGUACAGUUUGGUAGUGAUAAGGAAAGAAGACUCGUUUCUUCAACCUGUCGAGUUGAAUCGCUUGCAACAGGAUGCGAAAGGUUCUCAGAUAAUAUUAGCAUAUGUAUCAAUGUCGAUAUCGUACAUUCAACCAGGUAUUAUAACAAUGCCAAAUAUAAUUUGCAAUUGAAUAUUUCCUCCUGGAAUUUCCUCCUGGAAAUUUCCCCUUUGCAAUUAUUUUGGAACAAAUGAAGGGCAGCGUUUAUCUAUCAAAGGUUGCUUUGUAAAAUCUAUAAAUUUUAUUUUAUCAUAAUAAACUUUUACAUACUUAUAAA